CCGCGCACCUGGAUAGUUGCCCUGGCAGCGGGGCCUUGCUUGCGUGGCCGAAGCUCACAAUCGGCCAGUGUCGCCGGCUCCCACCCCGCCCCCUGCGCUCACCUGGCCGCGCGCUCGCCCUCGGCGGAUCCGGGGUCCAUGGACGCACACCCCCCCUUCCCUGCUGCCCCGCGCGCCUGCUCGCCUGCUCUGCCCACCGGGACACCAUUGACGGCAGGGCGCCCAAGCCGGGCUCCGGGAGCCCGAGGUCGCGGCUGGGACCCGCGCCGGGCGGCAGAGAAGCAGAACCGGCGGCCGCAGGCCGAGGCGCGCCGGUGCCCGGACAUCCGCGGCUCCUGAUCGUGCCGGCGACCAAGAGGUUUUUCUGAGACUUAAAAUCAAACGUGACAGUAAAGAACCCCCGAAAUGUAAACCUUGGCUUAUGGACGAGCUGAAACCCAGAGGUUUGAUUUAUUCAUGACGAGCCAGUGUUGAGAGACUUGGCUAAAUACUUUACAAAGCUGAUUUCAUUUCUGCUUCACACAGCCCAUGACGUGUGCACUCUUCUUAUCCCCAUCUCACAGAUGAAGAGACCAGAGGCACCAACUAGUUUUUGUUUUGGUCCACAAAGUCAUUUGCAAGAAGCUGAUCAAAUAUGGCUUUAGCAGAUAAGAGACUUGAGAACCUGCAGAUCUACAAAGUUCUUCAGUGUGUUCGGAACAAAGACAAGAAGCAGAUAGAGAAGUUGACCAGGCUCGGAUACCCUGAACUCAUCAAUUUCACAGACCCAGUCAAUGGAAACAGUCCUCUGCACCUAGCCUCCGUUUCCAAUGACAUCGAUAUGGUCAGCUUUCUCCUGAGCCUUGGUGCUCACCCUGAUGUGCAAGAUGGAAUGGGCUGUACUCCGACAAUGAGGGCUGCAGAACUGGGCCACGAAUUGUCCAUGGAAAUAUUAGCCAAGGCAAAGGCCGAUAUGACUAUUGUCGAUAACGAAGGAAAAGGUAUUUUGUUUUACUGCAUUUUACCUACUAAGCGGCACCAUCGCUGUGCACUGAUUGCCUUGGAACACGGUGCAGAUGUCAACAAUUGUACCUAUGAAGGGAAGCCAAUAUUCCUUAGAGCUUGCGAAGAAGCACAUGAUGUUAAAGACGUGUGCCUGACGUUCUUGGAAAAAGGAGCCAAUCCAAAUGCUGUCAACUCAUCCACAGGUCGCACAGCUUUAAUGGAAGCAUCAAGAGAAGGAGUGAUAGAACUAGUUCGAGGGAUAUUGGAAAGAGGAGGUGACGUGAAUGCAUUUGACAAUGACAGACAUCACGCCGUGCACUUUGCUGCCAAAGGAGGCUUUUUUGAUAUAUUGAAGCUUCUCUUUGCCUACAAUGGAGACAUGGGGCUGAUCGCAAUGAAUGGUAACACACCACUUCAUUAUGCUGCCAUGGGUGGUUUUGCAGAUUGCUGUAAAUAUAUAGCUCAGCGAGGAUGUGACCUGAAAUGGAAGAAUUUGGAGCAUAAAACGCCCAGGGCCUUGGCUAAGGAAGGCAGCUUCAAAGCAGCCAGCAAAGAAAUACGGCGGGCGGAGCGCAUCGCUAAUAAACUGGCCCCGCCAGGAGCCAAAAAUCCGAAUCCACGCUUGUACCUGAGACUUCACGAUUGGUCAAUCGAACAUGAGACCUUCCUUCGGGAAGCAUUUUCAUUUGUGGACAGGGGUGAUGGGACCGUCACCAAGGAAGACUUUGUGCUGGCACUGGAGGAGAGGCAAGAUUUUGUGAACUCAGAACAUCUAGCUACCAUAGCUCAACUUCACGAAAAAGUCCGGGGCGGAGGAGUCAACAUUAACGAUUUCUUUAAAGGAACCAAAUACUUAAGCAAGUCGUACGUCUUGGGAUCCUAUGGGCCUAAGAAAAAGAAAAGAGGGAUGGCCAAAAAAGCCAAAAAAGGCAAGUUUGUUUUACCCCUCCCGGUCUGCAUUAUCCCUGACUACGUGUUUCCACGCCGGAGUGACGGUGGGCCACCCUGUUACAUGAUCCAAACCUACAAGAAUGUAACGGAUUGCAAUCGCUUUAACCGAGAUGAUCCCCCAGAACAUCCCAUUCAGGAUGACUCUGCUUGGUACAUUGAUGAGCCAGGGAAGGUCUUUACAAACAUUAAUUUUAUCACCAAGGCGGGAGACCUGGCUUCUCUGAAAAAGGCGUUUGAAUCAGGAAUACCUGUGGAUGUGAAGGAUACUUACUACAAGACACCCCUCAUGACCGCCUGUGCCAGCGGAAACAUGGACGCGGUCAAGUUUCUUCUUGAAAAAGGGGCUAACGUCAAUGCAACGGAUAAUUUUCUGUGGACUCCGCUUCAUUUUGCAUGCCAUGCUGGCCAGCAAGAUAUUGUUGAGCUUCUUGUUAAAUCUGGAGCCAUGGUAGAUGCCCUUUCAAUCAACAACUCAACUCCCUUAAGUAGAGCCAUUGAGAGCUGUAGACUGGAUACUGUAAAAUAUCUACUUGAUAUCGGUGCUAAAUUCCAGCUGGAGAAUAGAAAAGGGCACAGAGCCAUGGAUGUUGCAAAGGCUUAUGCUGACUAUAGAAUCAUUGGUUUGAUUAAAGAAAAGCUGGAUAACUUGCCAAAACCAGCAGAAAAUCAAAAACCGAAAGGCAAGCCACCACCUAAAGUGAAGGCUGAAGGCCCUGAGAUUAAGAAAGAAGAGGAACCACUGUCAUCAAUGUAUACUAUACCAGCCAUAGUGGAGGAUAAGAAAAUGCGUAAGGAUAAUGUGGUGUAUCUCAAUUCAUUGAUUACCAGUGGUUAUACCAAGAAAGUGGAUAUCACAUUUAUUCCACGGAGGAUCUGGAGUCCUGAAGCCACGACAGCAGAGCUGAUCAGGAAGAGGGAACUACGACGGGAGCGAUUCUCAUACGAGGUAGAUUUUGAUGACUUCAUGAUGCCCUUUCAGAAGCACAUCACAGACAAAGCACAAGCAUUGGAAGCUGCCUUCAAGACCUAAAUCACAGCAGUUGCUUCUUCGGGUAAACAUUUUGCGGCCCAGGGACCAGACGUUGGAGAAAGUAGAUAUUUCCGUCAAAGCGAAAGCAAUCCACAAGUUAAGCAUUGUAACCAAGUAUUUGUUUUUGCUUUAACAACUAUAAAUAUUCUGAGCUGUCUAGAGAAGGUGUGUUUUAUUUUGCAGUGAAUUGCAUGUCAUUCUGGAUAAAUCCCCCACUUUUCCUCAGGAAUGUAGUAGAAUAAAUGGCAUUUUUGGUUAUAAGCAUAGUGUCACUGUCAAAGAAUUUACAAGAUGUACACCAUUAUGCUUGUUAAAGAUAUCAUUUCAGUGAAAAUGGAUGAAAACAAUUUAAUUAGGGAACAGAAGUUGUUUUUAAUCCAUUAAGGAAGGAGUUUUCUUCUCACACAUAAUCGUAAGUGAUACGAAUUAGAUACUUUGGGUCAAAUAAACAUUGAUACCUCUAAUAGACACUGUUGGCACUUCUCCCAUUUCUUCUCUGCUUUGAGACUGUAGCACUCUCAGGCCUGACUUCCGGAUGCUAUAAGGCUGCCUCUGACACUUCAACUUUUACAGUAGGGCUGAAGUGCAUGAGAAUUAGCACUUCUUUGGAAGCAGCCCUCCACCAAUGACUGAACAGAUUCAGUGUAUCAACACUCUAGCUCCCUCACAAUUCUGGUGGGAUUAUUCUGAAGAGCACAUUCUCAUGACACUAGAGCUCCCCGGAGAGAUGAAGAUCAAGUCGCCCACAGUGGUUAUCACAUCACCACAUUAAACACCCUUCACUGGCUACCUUCCCUUCCCUGUCCCCUCACUUUUCCCCAUGCCUUCUGAUCUUUGUUGAGAUCACCUCCCAAAUACUUACGCUGAAAUCCUUGUCUAAGGUUGCUUCUGGAAGGACAAAAACUAAGAUGAUAUCUAUGGGAUUAGCUAUGAUUCUGAGU
Molecule: messenger RNA, 3906 nt
Organism: Hippopotamus amphibius kiboko
Lineage: Eukaryota; Metazoa; Chordata; Mammalia; Artiodactyla; Hippopotamidae
Gene: ANKEF1
Product: ankyrin repeat and EF-hand domain containing 1
Exons: 11
Coding region: 635-2965 (776 amino acids)
Molecular function (GO): protein binding
Source: RefSeq, a predicted model, not a curated record